Molecule: messenger RNA, 561 nt
Organism: Saccostrea cuccullata (small rock oyster)
Lineage: Eukaryota; Metazoa; Mollusca; Bivalvia; Ostreida; Ostreidae
Exons: 5
Coding region: 1-561 (186 amino acids)
Source: RefSeq, a predicted model, not a curated record
AUGGAACUUCGGCUGGAUUCUGGUCAAUUCAAACAGUCGUUAAUUUGGCCAGUAGGAGUGAUAUCCAGCAACCUAACAGCAGUCCUGUCACAACAGGGAAGCCAAUGUACACUUUUCAGACUACAGUAUGGUUGUCGGCUUGCCUUACAAAUUCCAGUAGCAGAUGCUAAUGGUGAUAUUUUAAGAUGUCGUUGGUCCUCGGGGUCAGAGUGUGUCUCUGUCUGUUCCGCUCUCCCUUACGCCAGCUUAAAUAGAGAGACAUGCACGAUAACUUUUCCAUCAAAUCACACCAUAAAUGGUACAUAUGCUGUAGCUGUAACUGUCGAAGACUUUCCCCGUUCAAAUAUUCUUAUUGGUGGGACGACGUAUACUCCUUCUGGCCCCAUGACGUCAGUUCAUCUCCAGUUUCUUGUGAGGACUCCCAGUUUGUCCGGUGGUUGUGAUGAAAGACCCAUUUUCGUCAAUAAUACACCCCCGGAGGGCACCAUUAUUAAUGUUAUGGUGGAUCAAACGUUACACAUCUCCUUUUACGUCGCUAGCAAUGACAAUAGCAAGAGUUGA